AUUCCUUUACCAUGAGGGCCAUCAGCUCCUCCCUGCUCAUCGCCGCCGCCGCCGUACUAAUCGCGCUGUGCUCCGUCGCCCCCGCUGCAGCGGCGCAUGAGGCGUCGGCGCCGGCGCCGUAUAUAACCGUCGGCGGGUGGAGGCCGAUCAAGGACGUGAACGACCCCCACAUCCAGGAGCUGGGCUCCUGGGCGGUGUCGGAGCACGUCAGGCAGGCCAACGACGGGCUCCGCUUCGGCGAGGUGGUGAGCGGCGACGAGCAGGUCGUGUCCGGGAUGAACUACAUGCUCAUGAUCGAGGCGACCAACGGCGCCGGGAAGAUCGCGACGUACGGGGCGGCGGUGUACGAGCAGGAGUGGACCAAGACGCGGAAGCUGCUGGCGUUCGCGGUGGGCAAUUGAUCCCGGACGUACCAGCCCGUUCCUGGUUACAUGGAUUUUUAAGAUCUAUUAGGGUUAAUAAUCUUAAUCAAGUAAGAGCUGCGAUCACCUGCGGUGUAUAGCAAAUGAAGUGCUGUAUUGCACAUCUUGGGAUUACAAGGU
Messenger RNA from Panicum virgatum (switchgrass), 542 nucleotides. RefSeq names its product cysteine proteinase inhibitor 8-like. The record is from RefSeq and is a predicted model, not a curated record. Gene Ontology annotation, molecular function: cysteine-type endopeptidase inhibitor activity. The coding region runs from base 12 to 401 and encodes 129 amino acids. NCBI's taxonomy places the organism in Eukaryota, Viridiplantae, Streptophyta, Magnoliopsida, Poales, Poaceae. The transcript has a single exon.